Messenger RNA from Sorex araneus (European shrew), 1862 nucleotides. RefSeq names its product chaperonin containing TCP1 subunit 5 (gene CCT5). Gene Ontology annotation, cellular component: chaperonin-containing T-complex. Gene Ontology annotation, biological process: protein folding. The record is from RefSeq and is a predicted model, not a curated record. Lineage: Eukaryota; Metazoa; Chordata; Mammalia; Eulipotyphla; Soricidae. Gene Ontology annotation, molecular function: ATP-dependent protein folding chaperone; ATP hydrolysis activity; ATP binding. The transcript is spliced from 11 exons. Bases 54 to 1679 code for a protein of 541 amino acids.
CGGCGUCUCGCGAGAGGCAGGCGGCGGCGGCCGGGCUCCGGAGCGGCGGCAGCAUGGCGUCCGUGGGCACCCUCGCCUUCGACGAGUAUGGGCGCCCCUUCCUCAUCAUCAAGGACCAGGACCGCAAGUCCCGGCUCAUGGGGCUGGAGGCGCUCAAGUCCCACAUCAUGGCAGCCAAGGCGGUCGCGAACACCAUGAGGACCUCGCUGGGCCCGAACGGGCUGGAUAAAAUGAUGGUGGACAAGGACGGCGACGUGACCGUGACCAACGACGGGGCCACCAUCCUGAGCAUGAUGGACGUCGACCACCAGAUCGCCAAGCUCAUGGUCGAGCUGUCCAAGUCCCAGGACGACGAGAUUGGGGACGGGACCACGGGGGUCGUCGUGCUGGCGGGGGCGCUGCUGGAGGAGGCCGAGCAGCUGCUGGACCGAGGCAUCCACCCCAUCCGCAUCGCCGACGGCUACGAGCAGGCCGCCCGCAUCGCCAUCGAGCACCUGGACCAGAUCAGCGACAGCGUGGUGGUGGACCUGAAGGACACAGAGCCCCUGAUCCAGACGGCCAAGACCACGCUCGGCUCCAAGGUGGUGAACAGCUGCCACCGGCAGAUGGCGGAGAUCGCCGUGAACGCCGUCCUCACCGUGGCGGACAUGCAGCGGCGAGACGUCGACUUCGAGCUCAUCAAGGUGGAGGGCAAGGUGGGGGGGCGGCUGGAGGACACCAAGCUGAUCAAGGGCGUCAUCGUGGACAAGGACUUCAGCCACCCGCAGAUGCCCAAGAAAGUGGAGAACGCCAAGAUCGCCAUCCUCACCUGCCCCUUCGAGCCGCCCAAGCCCAAGACCAAGCACAAGCUGGACGUGACAUCCGUGGAGGACUACAAGGCCCUGCAGAAGUACGAGAAGGACAAGUUCCAGGAAAUGAUCCAGCAGAUCAAAGACACGGGCGCCAACCUGGCCAUUUGCCAGUGGGGCUUUGACGACGAAGCGAACCACUUGCUUCUGCAGAACGAACUGCCCGCCGUCCGCUGGGUGGGAGGCCCCGAGAUCGAGCUGAUCGCCAUCGCCACCGGGGGGCGCAUCGUGCCUCGCUUCUCGGAGCUGACGCCUGAGAAGCUGGGCUUCGCGGGGCUGGUGAAGGAGAUCUCCUUCGGGACCACCAAGGACAAGAUGCUGGUCAUUGAGCGCUGCAAGAACUCCAGGGCCGUGACCAUCUUCAUCAGGGGUGGCAACAAGAUGAUCAUCGAGGAGGCCAAGCGGUCCCUCCACGACGCGCUGUGCGUCAUCCGGAACCUCAUCCGCGACAACCGCGUGGUGUACGGCGGGGGCGCCGCUGAGAUCUCCUGCGCCCUGGCGGUCAGCCAGGCGGCAGAUAAGUGCCCCACGCUGGAGCAGUACGCCAUGCGGGCCUUCGCCGACGCGCUGGAGGUCAUCCCCAUGGCCCUCUCGGAGAACAGCGGCAUGAACCCCAUCCAGACCAUGACCGAGGUGCGCGCGCGGCAGGUGAAGGAGAUGAACCCCGCCCUGGGCAUCGACUGUCUGCACAAGGGCACCAACGACAUGAAGCAGCAGCACGUCAUCGAAACCCUGAUUGGCAAAAAGCAGCAGAUCUCGCUGGCCACGCAGAUGGUCAGGAUGAUCCUGAAGAUCGACGACAUCCGCAAGCCUGGCGAGUCUGAGGAGUAGAGGGGGCUUGGGGGCUGUAGCUGGAGGAGCCGCUGCUGUGACUGAGUAAAGGGGCGUGUGUGGUGCCGUGCUGGCCCUGGCUGCCUGCGGACGUGCUUCCCACUUGCCUGUUGUGUUUGUUACAUUCAAGGGAGCUCUAGAGGCCCUUUGUCUUCCCGGUUAAAUAAAUAGGUAACAGUUGAA